Messenger RNA from Osmerus eperlanus (European smelt), 1157 nucleotides. It is a transcript of the gene llph, whose product is annotated as LLP homolog, long-term synaptic facilitation factor. Lineage: Eukaryota; Metazoa; Chordata; Actinopteri; Osmeriformes; Osmeridae. Gene Ontology annotation, molecular function: RNA binding. The transcript has 3 exons. Gene Ontology annotation, biological process: dendrite extension. The record is from RefSeq and is a predicted model, not a curated record. Bases 152 to 529 code for a protein of 125 amino acids. Gene Ontology annotation, cellular component: nucleolus.
CACUGUAACCAAUAAUGUGUGGACAUCUUCAAGGACAGACGAACCAACCAAUCAGGUGCGUUGUUACUCCAAUACGGAAAUCAGACACGUGUGCUUCCUUACGCAGAGGGAUACAUCGAGCAGAAACCUGACUACCAACAAUUAAUCUACAAUGGCCAAAAGUUUGAGAAGCAAAUGGAAGAGGAAGAUGCGUGCCGAGAAACGGAAAAAGAAUGCUCCAAAAGAACUUGCCAGACUGAAGCAAGCGUUGGCGCAUGGUGGGAAAGGCGAGAUCUCCAUGGAUGAUAUGCAAGAGAUUGUCACAGUGGUGCCAGUAGAGAAGAUAAAGGAAAAGAAAGUUGACGCUGUUAUGGAUGGGGAUGAUGAUGGAAAGAUGGACUUGGACAGCAAGCGCAACAAGAAAACAUUGUUGGAUGAGCAUGGACAGUACCCCACGUGGAUGAGCCAACGGCAGGCCAAGAAACUGAAGGGCAAACGGGUUGGCAAGAAAUCAGGAAAGGCCAAGAAGCAGAAAGGCAUGGCUUGGUAAACUUGAAAAGUGAAAGGACUAUUCCUUGGACCUAACCUGUUCAACACAACACCCUGAUCCUGGGAAUGCAUGUGUCAUGAUUUCGAACACAUUUUCGGUAUAACCCGUGGCCUUGAACUCUUGCGAAUUGUUGAAAUUCGGGGGUUAAAGGCAAUGUAGCUUAUUGACUUGUGCCACUCAUCUUAUUUUCUGUACAUCUGUUUGUUGUGGCAAUGUGAGAGAUGGUUGUUAGUCAGCUAUGUUCUGACCAUUGUUACUAGGUGUACCUGUAACCUUAAGGAAAUUCUAAUCUUGAUUGCAGCAUAUUUAUGGACAUAAUCAACUUUAAUAAAAUGUCAUUGUAUCUUCAAUGGAUUUAAAGAAAAAUGAAACUUUGCUACAUUUAUAAUGGUAGCUGGUUAUACCUUUACCCUAAAGGGUAGCUCUGUUCCAGUAAUUUGAUCCUUGAUGCACUAAUAGCAAUGUCAGUGGCAUUUACUUUUAGUUGUAGAAUCCAAUGGCAAUUCCAGAUGAGAGAUGAUCAAUGACAAUUUGUUUUGGGGGGGCGGGCAGUUUAUUCAUAAUAUUUGUCAGAUUCAUGGAAUAUGUGGCACAAAUGUGCCUAUUAAAUAUAGAACACUUGUCAAUA